Astyanax mexicanus (Mexican tetra) is the source of this 3393-nucleotide messenger RNA. Its product is annotated as zinc finger protein 501-like. Gene Ontology annotation, biological process: regulation of transcription by RNA polymerase II. Gene Ontology annotation, molecular function: DNA-binding transcription factor activity; RNA polymerase II cis-regulatory region sequence-specific DNA binding. The coding region runs from base 244 to 1314 and encodes 356 amino acids. The transcript has 3 exons. Lineage: Eukaryota; Metazoa; Chordata; Actinopteri; Characiformes; Acestrorhamphidae. The record is from RefSeq and is a predicted model, not a curated record.
CAUCCGCCAUUAAUACGAAAGAAGAAGAAGAAGAAGAAGAAGAAGAAGCUCCCGGUCUCGCGCCGUACCCUCCUCAAAAACUGGAUCUCCACGAGCUUUCAGCUAGUAAAUCUGUAGGAUUGAACAGUUCCAGUCUUCACUGUGGAUCAGCGGAGUCCGUUCUGAGAAAGAAAUGAUCAUCAGUUAGAUGAUCUCCUUCUCCUAGUGUCGUCUUUCCAACCUGUUUCAAAUUUUGCUACAGAAAUGCACUCAACAAGAACAGUUCACAAACUACUAGAAAAGGGGAAGAACAUGGAAUCCACAAAAAUCUCCAAUACUCAGCCAAUACUCUGUCCUACCCGUUCCAAAAAAAUGCAGAAAAGUACCUUCAAGAAAAAAACUCACCACUGCUCAGACUGUGGGAAGAGUUUUAGUUACCAGAAUUCCCUCAAACUACACCAGCGCAUCCACACUGGAGAGAAACCGUAUCACUGCUCAGACUGUGGGAAGAGUUUUAGUUACCAGAAUUCCCUCAAACUACACCAGCGCAUUCACACUGGAGAGAAACCGUAUCACUGCUCAGACUGUGGAAAAAGUUUUAAUCAACAGAGUACUCUCCAACAACACCAGCGCAUUCACACUGGAGAGAAACAAUAUCACUGCUCAGACUGUGGAAAGAGUUUUAGUCGUCAGAGUCAUCUCCAACAACACCAGCGCAUUCACACUGGAGAGAAACAAUAUCACUGCUCAGACUGUGGGAAGAGUUUUAGUCGGCAGGGUAGUCUCCAACAACACCAGCGCAUUCACACUGGCGAGAAACCGUAUCACUGCUCAGACUGUGGGAAGAGUUUUAAUCAACAAAGUCAUCUCCGACGACACCAGCGCAUUCACACUGGAGAGAAACUGUAUCACUGCUCAGAGUGUGGAAAGAGUUUUAGUCGUCAGAGUCAUCUCCAACGACACCAGCACAUUCACACUGGAGAGAAACUGUAUCACUGCUCAGACUGUGGGAAGAGUUUUAGUUAUCAGAGUAAUCUCCAACAACACCAGCGCAUUCACACUGGAGAGAAACCGUAUCGCUGCUCUGACUGUGGGAACAGUUUUAAUCAAAAGAUACAUCUCCAAAUACACCAGCGCAUUCACACUGGAGAGAAACCGUAUCACUGCUCAGACUGUGGGAAGAAUUUUCGUCAUCAGAGUCAUCUCCUACAACACCAACGCAUUCACACUGGAAAUAAACCAUAUUAUUGCUUUAAAUGUGAGAAGAGCUUCAUGUAUUCAAGAAGUUUGGAGAAACACAAUUGCUCUAAGAAUAGUUAUAAAACUGCUCAGUAAAACAUCAAUACGAAUUUUCAGGAGUAACAAACUCCAAAAAGAGGUAUAGCUUACUGGAUUUAGAGUAGAAAAUUCAGUAAGUGUUGUGUUUCUGAAAUGUGCAUUAGAACCCAAUACUAUUGUGAUGAACACCAUGUCCACAUGUGGUAGUUUCACUAAGUGUGAAAGUUCUACACUCUGCACUAAUCUGUCCUUAAAGUUGCAUUUGUAAAAUGAUUAAAUUGAUCAGGAGUGUUCACAUUCUAGAAUGAGUGAAAAAAACUUUGUUGCAUGUAGUGUUUUAAUAAUGAUUAAUAUUUGUUGAUGGCUUGAACCUACAAUUUUUAGAACGUAAUUAUUGAUAAAUAGCUGACUCAACUUGAGCUGGCUCCUAAUUUGAAUAUAUUAAAAAUGGAGCUGAAUGAAUGGGGACAGGCAGUAAUGGUGAAAUAUAAAGCUAUAUAAUUAAAUGCAGUCAGUGCUACUGUGGGAACACUUUGACCAGCAUCACUUUAUCACUUUUGUUUACUUAACAUAUCUAGCAAAGCAGCUGUAUGUGCCCAGCUCUGAACCUAUGAAAUUUGAACAAGUAUAACGGUAACAUUUUCUAUGAAUGUCAUCUUUAUUAGACGCUAUAACCACAUUCAUAAUAUAUUAUAAUGCAUUCAUAAGGCAUUAUAAACAUGGCUAUAAACAUUUAUAAAAAUGCAUAACCCAAUAUAGCCAUGUUUGUUAAGCAUUAUGAACUGUGAUCAUAAUACAUUAUGAGUUGUGCUUAUAAUAUAUAUAUGUUAAAAUAGUAUAUCUCUAUCAUUAAUAAUCUAGUCCUACAAUGAAAGUCUGGCACUUUACUUAGAGCGCACAAAGACCUGUUAUAACACAUUAUAAUUGACUAUAAUUAAUAUUAUAUUCAAGACGAGAAGAAUUUACAAGUGGUUAAAAUAUAUUCAUAGGAUUGUUUAGGGUGUGUUUAUAAGUUGGAAGCUUUUUUAGUCAUGAUAAAGUCUGCAAGCUGGGACUGAGUUUCUUGGUAUUGAUGUAUAACAUGUUAUAAACACUACAGCUAUUAAUGCAUUAUAAUCACAGUUCAUGAUGCAUAAUAAACAUGGCUAUAAUAAAUUAUACAUUUUAUAAAUAUGUAUAGUCAUGUUUAUAAUGCCUUAUGAAUGCAUUAUAAUGUGUUAUGAGUAUGUUUAUAGAGUCUUAUAGAGAUGACAUUCAAAGAAAGUGUUACCAGUAUAACUCUAAUUCACUGAUGUGUACUGGUAUAAUUAUUGCUAUAUGUGCUGUUGUAUUGGCUUAUUGGUUUUAUGGUAUUUAAAUUAUGUAUGACCUAAUGGUAAUGAAUUUGGUAACACUUUAUAAUACUGUUUCAUAGUUAAUAGGUAAGUAAACAGGAACUAAGCAAUAGUGCUUCAUUAACACCUAAAUAUUUUCUAUUAACUACAAGGAAUCACUGAGUAAUUACUAUGAACUGAACUAAUGAUUUUAGCAGUUCACUAUUAGUUCCACAUUAUUUACUGAGACUUACAUAUCUCCUGGAGAACUACUGACUAAUUGUGUCUCCUUUAUAGUAACUAUUAAUUAAUUACUGCCUAAAUCAACAUUAACUGCUCAGCUGAAAACCCUUACAUGCCACCUGGGAACAAUGUACUUCCCAGGUAUGUACAAUAAAUCAAAUUAUUCGAUGGUGAUAUUGAAGGCAUAUUUGAUCGAAUUAAGUGACACCAACUGUAGUAGUAGUGGUAACCUUAAUUACCUUAUUAUCCUCAGUUUAUUCGAAAAUAGUAGAAACACAUAGUAAAAUUCUACAGUGUGCAGUUGUCUGCUUAACUCCUAUUUUUGGAAGAAAAAACAUUUUCAUGCAGCAUUAAUACAUAGGGGACGUUGAGACAUAAAACUGGAAGAAUGACUGAGAGUGUGAUGAUAUUUUUUUAUGAUCACUGCUUUAAUAUUAAUAGUGUGCACUAUUAGGGUAAUUAUGGUAAUUUCACAUCAGAUGCAGCUCUCCUCAGUGUAUGUUCUCUACUGUUGCUUCUGCAUGAGACUGCCUCUUUCUUCUUUCUGUAUUUGACUGAAAAUAAACUAUUAAUCACAAUA